Messenger RNA from Capronia coronata CBS 617.96, 690 nucleotides. RefSeq lists its product as uncharacterized. The transcript is spliced from 3 exons. The coding region runs from base 1 to 690 and encodes 229 amino acids. Lineage: Eukaryota; Fungi; Ascomycota; Eurotiomycetes; Chaetothyriales; Herpotrichiellaceae. The record is from RefSeq and is a predicted model, not a curated record.
AUGCCUUCUCCCGUCAUCCUCAUCCUCGGCGCAGGCCCAAACAUCGGCCACCAUGUCGCGAAGACGUUCGCCGCGGCCGGCUACAAAGUGGCCGUCGCCGCGCGAUCAGUAAAGGAGGCAGAGAGCACCGACAGCCAGUUGAACAUCCCCAGCGACUUCACCAAAUCCGACGACGUGGUCAACGCCUUCUCCAAAGUCAACAAAGUCUUCGGCAUCCCUAGUGUAGUCGUUUACAACGUCAGCGCCUCGACGCGGCCGCCCCCCGACGACCCGUUCUCCCUCCCCUUGGCCGAUUUCAGCAAAGAUCUCAGCAUCAAUGUCACGAGUCUGUACGUCGCCGCGCAACAGGCUGUCGCCGGCUUCGCGCAGCUGCCUGCGGGCGCGGCCCGGACGUUCAUCAUGACGGGCAAUAUCCUGAACGUGGACAUCAUCCCGGGCUUUAUCUCGCAGGGCGCGGGCAAAUCCGCGGGCGCACACAUGAUGUGGGCUGCUGCGGAUGCGUAUAAAUCCAAGGGAUACAAGUUUUACUAUGCGGAUGAGCGCAAGGCGAACGGCUCGGCCAAGUUCAUGGUCGAUGGAGAUGCGCAUGCGAAGCUGUUCAAGGGUCUUGCCGAGGAGAAGACGCAGGGGCCGUGGCAUCAGACGUUUGUGGCGGGUAAGGGAUACCAGAAGUUUGCUUCCAGCUUGUAA